Messenger RNA from Archocentrus centrarchus (flier cichlid), 2658 nucleotides. RefSeq names its product protocadherin beta-16-like. Bases 262 to 2658 code for a protein of 798 amino acids. The transcript has a single exon. NCBI's taxonomy places the organism in Eukaryota, Metazoa, Chordata, Actinopteri, Cichliformes, Cichlidae. Gene Ontology annotation, biological process: homophilic cell-cell adhesion. Gene Ontology annotation, molecular function: calcium ion binding. The record is from RefSeq and is a predicted model, not a curated record. Gene Ontology annotation, cellular component: plasma membrane.
GUUGACCAGACUGUUGAGGACUGAGACCAUGUUUGUAGCAGAACCUCCCAUGUUACAUUACACAGCGGGAACACGAAGCACAGAGAUCGAAGGUUUCGUAUCGUGGAGGACAAUUAAAAGAAGAAAGAUUUCUAUUUGUAACAAAUUCGCUUUCACUGAGUGGAAUUUAAAUCUGAGAUUUGACGUCGGAAUUUAUGGCUUCUGUUUUGUGGAAUAUAAGUUGACUGUGAAUCCACGUUGGGUGGAAAAUCUGAAAGAACAAUGAAUCGGCAAGUAUUGCUGUAUAUCUGGCUCUUUUCUGUUGGUUCAGUUUUCGGGCAGGUCAGUUAUUCUAUUCCGGAGGAAAUGUCUAGAGGCUCGUUAGUUGGAAAUAUAGCCCACGAUUUAGGUUUAGAAAUUAAACGUUUAAUAUCAGGAAAAGCUAAGAUCUAUACUAGAAAUGGCGACCAGUACAUCGAGCUGAACAGAGAAAGAGGAGUCCUCCUCGUCAAGGAGAGAAUAGACAGAGAGGCGCUGUGUACAGAGACGGCGCUUUGUGCUUUACAUAUUCAGAUCAUUUUGGAGAAUCCUAUGGAAUUUUACACUGUUACAGUCCAGAUCACAGAUAUCAAUGAUAAUGCACCAACAUUUGAAAAAAGUGAAAUGAAAUUCAAAAUUAGCGAAUCAGCGAGUACAGGGGCAAAAUUUGACCUAGAAAGGGCUGUGGAUCUUGAUGUUGGCAUUAAUGAUCUCCAGAAGUACGAAUUAAGACCAAGUGAUAAUUUUGUUCUAAAACUGCACAGUAACACGAAUGGCCGCAAAAGCGUUGAGAUGGUACUACAGAAGCCUUUAGACAGAGAGAAACAAGAGCAGGUAUCUCUCAUCCUAACCGCUGUAGAUGGAGGAGAGCCACAGAUGUCAGGGACAAUGCAGAUUCUCAUUACAGUUUUAGACGCUAAUGAUAAUGCUCCAGUUUUUACACAGCAGACAUACAAAGCUACAGUCACUGAGAAUUCACCUAAAGGAACUGUUAUUGCUACUGUUACAGCCUCAGAUGCAGAUCAAGGCUCUAAUAAUAAAAUAACAUAUUCAAUCACAAAUACAUUAGACAAUGUCAGGAAAUUAUUUCAUAUAAAUGAGGAAAAGGGUGAAGUUUCAUUAACUGAGAGCAUUGAUUUCGAAAUGUCACGGAAUUUUCAAAUAAAUCUGCGUGCUACUGACGAUGGAGGACUAACAGACUCUUGUAAGUUGAUUGUAGAUGUUCUGGAUGUUAACGACAAUAAACCUGAAAUUAACAUAAUGUCAAAGUCAACUGUGAUAUCAGAGGAUGCUAAAGUCAGUACGGUCGUUACAAUGAUAAACACUGAGGACUUAGAUUCAGGAGACAACGGGAACGUGAAAUGCUUUAUCAGCGAAAAUGUUCCGUUUAUUUUAAAAUCAUCAACAAGUAAUUUUUACAGCUUAGUGACAGACAGCGAUUUAGACAGAGAGAGAGCGUCUGAGUAUAAUAUCACUGUGACCUGCUCUGAUGAGGGAGUACCCUCCCUCUCGAGCAGCGUCAUUCUCACCUUACAGAUCUCAGAUGUUAAUGACAACGCGCCUGUCUUUGAGAGGACCUCAUAUGAGGCCUACAUUGUAGAAAACAACACACCAGGUCUCUCUAUAUUCACAGUGAAAGCCACAGACACUGACUGGAACCAGAAUGCCCGCGUUUCUUACAUACUGGAAGACUCCUCCAUUAACGGAGUGCCAGUCUCCUCAUAUGUGUCCGUUAGUGCUGAUAGUGGAAUCAUCAGUGCAAUGUGCACGUUUGAUUACGAGCAGAUCAAAGAUUUCCAGUUCCACGUCAAAGCGCAGGAUGGAGGCUCUCCUCCGCUCAGCAGCAACGUGACUGUGAAAAUAAUGAUUCUGGAUCAGAACGACAACCCACCUCAGGUUCUGUACCCAGUCCAGACGGGUGGCUCUCUGGUGGCUGAAAUGGUGCCUCGUUCAGCAGAUGUGGGCUAUUUGGUGACCAAAGUGGUGGCUGUUGAUGUGGACUCUGGACAGAACGCCUGGCUCUCCUAUAAACUGCAGAAAGCCACAAACAGGGCGAUGUUUGAAGUGGGCUUACAGAAUGGAGAAAUAAGAACUAUCCGCCAAGUCACUGAUAAAGAUGCCGUGAAACAAAGACUGACUGUUAUAGUGGAGGACAACGGGCAGCCCUCUCGUUCGGCUACAGUCAUUGUUAACGUGGCGGUGGCGGACAGCUUCCCUGAAGUCCUGACGGAGUUCACUGAUUAUACACACGACAAGGAGUACAAUGACAACCUGACUUUUUACUUAGUCUUGGCUCUGGCUGUUGUGUCCUUCCUCUUCAUCACGUGUUUAGUGGUUAUUAUAUCAGUGAAAAUCUACAGGUGGAGACAGUCUCGCAUCCUGUAUCAUUCCAACCUCCCUGUCAUUCCAUAUUAUCCACCACGUUACUCAGACACUCUGGGGACAGGGACUCUCCCCCAUGUGUACAAUUACGAGGUGUGCAGGACGACUGACUCCAGAAAAAGUGACUGUAAAUUUGGCAGAGCUUUUAGUCCGAACGUGCUGAUAAUGGACCCCAGUUCUACAGGGACGAUGCAGCGGAUACAGAGUGAAAAGAGCAUCCUGGAUGAACCAGACUCUCCUCUAGAGGUGAGGUCCUGA